Mizuhopecten yessoensis (Yesso scallop) is the source of this 1635-nucleotide messenger RNA. RefSeq lists its product as uncharacterized. The annotation marks the transcript as partial. Gene Ontology annotation, cellular component: membrane. Gene Ontology annotation, molecular function: glutamate-gated receptor activity. The transcript is spliced from 9 exons. The record is from RefSeq and is a predicted model, not a curated record. Lineage: Eukaryota; Metazoa; Mollusca; Bivalvia; Pectinida; Pectinidae.
AUAUCCUCCUGAAUCCAUGUGGUAACGAUGGCAACUUCACAAAUACCACAUACCAGCUACAUGUGCCCGAUGGCAUCACGAGGGUUCGACUACAAGAGGUUCAUGAAAAAGAAAUAUACAAUAUAAUCCGACAACUGAUGGUACUUCAGAAAAAUAAUACGGAUUUAGUCAUCAUGUCAUCUGAACUCAUGAAAGCGUUCCCUGUCCAACUCCAGCAGUCAUUUGGCAAAAUGGAAGUUAUCUCGAUGUCCAGUCUGACUAAUCCCCCAUAUUCACCUUUAGCUACAUCCGGACAAUCUGUUGAUGGCGAAGACGAAUGUUCGCCGUGCAGGGAAAACGGAAGUGCUCAUUUUGAAAUAACAAUGCCAAUAAACGAACACGAUUGGUGGUAUAAUCACGUUUUAGUUAUAGCUGACGCCAUUCUAAAACAUCUCAGAUGGUCUUCGGUAUACAUAUUUUAUGAAGAGAAGCUACAGCAUCUUGUCGACCUGUUGCUGGAUCACUGGUCCGAAAACAGCAUUACGUUCAACACUUUUAUGGUCGAAAGAAUGUCGGAUUCAGAUAUCGUUGAUAUUCUUGGAAGUUUGAAGUCAGCGAGCAACGUGACCAAGGGUAUGGCUAACCUGCUAGUCUUGUGUGAGGAUUACUUCACUAACUUCCUCAUACAUGUGGCCUCGGAAUACUCCGAGAAACAUAUCCGGGAUUCGGCCAUUCAGCACCACACCCACUGGUUGCUGGUUUUGUUCAGUAAUGAUGCCACAGGACGAAGAAUACUGAACAACAUAACAUUGGACAACGUGGCUCUCAUAGAACUGGAAACACAAGACAGAAUUAAGCAGAAGACGUGUCAUUCCAUCGAAAGUAUCCUACUGGCAGACGAAUGUACAGAACACGGAAUUAUGACUGGCACCGAGUUUCUCAAAUACACCAUUGCUAGGCUGUUUUAUGACAGUGGUAACGUGUGUCGUAAGUUUGUUAUACACACGCUGAUGUGGCGAAAUGAUGGCCGGGAACUGUCACCAGUAGGGACCGUGAACUUAAACGGAGACAUAAUUUUACACUCUAGUAUAUUUCCCAAUGUGCACUUCGGAUUUAACCAAAGGAAUUUUGUUGUUUCUACUCAACCGGUGUUCCCGUUUGAGUUCCAAACCAACACCUCAUUCGAAGGUCUGUGCAUAGAUCUACUGGCACAGUUGGCAGUAGAACUGAACUUCACUUUUGAAGUGAUAGUUCCCCCCGAUGGAGAUUUUGGAGUGAUGCUGGAUAAUGGCAGCUGGACAGGACUUAUAGGACAACUACAGAGGAAGGAUGUAGACCUUGUGGCUGCUCCUCUGUCAAUCACAAUGCAGAGGGAACGCGUCAUGGACUUCAUUCAUCCAUUUUUUCACGACCAUUCCGAAGUUUUAAUUCAGAAACCGGAUCCACAGGAAACAAAAUGGCGUACUUUGAUCGACCCUUACAGUGACACUGUCAUUAUCAGUAUCGGGUUGUCCCUGCCCCUCGCAUCCCUUGUACUUGUGGUACUGGAAAACAUCAGCCCCGUCUACAGUGGAGAUGAGAGAGAACCCAACGGAAGUGACCUUAACUCCUUCUUGGGAUCUUUCUGGUACCUAUUUGGAGCUCUUUUAACACAAG